CCGGGGUUCCGGAGUUCCGGGGCGGGGCCCGCGGCGCGUCAUGGCGGAGGCGGCGUUGGACGCGGUGCGGAGCGCUUUACGAGAGUUCCCCGCGGCGGCACGGGAGCUGAGCGUGCCCCCCGCCGUGCCCUACCUGGACGGGCCCCCCACGCCGCUGGCCUUCUACCGGGACUGGGUGUGCCCCAACCGGCCCUGCAUCGUCCGCCGCGCGCUGGGCCACUGGCCGGCCCUCCGCAAGUGGUCGCUGCCCUACCUGAGGGCCGCGGCGGGCGCCACGGAGGUGAGCGUGGCGGUGACCCCGGACGGCUACGCGGACGCGGUGCGCGGGGGCCGCUUCGUGCUGCCGGCCGAGCGCCGGCUGCCGCUGGGCCGCGUGCUGGACGUGCUGGAGGGCCGCGCCGCGCACCCCGGCGUGCUCUACGUGCAGAAGCAGUGCUCGAACCUGCGCGCCGAGCUGCCCGCGCUGCUGCCCGACCUCCCGCCCCACGUUCCCUGGGCCUCCGAGGCCCUAGGAAAGAUGCCCGACGCGGUGAACUUCUGGCUCGGGGAGGCCGCGGCCGUGACCUCGCUGCACCGGGAUCACUACGAGAACCUGUACUGUGUGCUGUCGGGGGAGAAGCGCUUCCUCCUGCACCCGCCCAGCGACCGGCCCUUCAUCCCCUACGAGCUGUACGCGCCGGCCACGUACCAGCUGACGGAAGACGGGGCCUUUAAGAUCGUGGACGAAGAAACCACGGAGAAGGCGAAGGUGCCGGGAACGUGCCUGCUCACCGUGCGCGUCCUGCAGGCCCACGGGCUGCCUUCCAGGGACCUGUUGACCCCCUCGGACUGCUACGUGACCCUGUGGCUGCCCACGGCCUCCAGCCGCCCGCUGCAGACACGCACCGUCAAGAACAGCAGGGACCCCGUCUGGAACCAGAGCUUCCGCUUCCGCACCCACUGCAAGCUCAAGAAUAUCCUGGAGCUGAAGGUCUUCGACCAGGACCUGUUGACCCAAGAUGACCUGUUGUCCGUGCUGUUCGACGUGGGGACCCUGCGAGUGGGGGAGUCCCGGCGCCAGAGCUUUUCCCUGAGUUCUCAGGCGCAGGGGCGGCUGGAGGUUGAGUUUCGGCUGCAGAGUCAGCCAGCUGGAGCGGAGUGGCUCGCCAGCAACGGCAUCCUGGUGGCCCGGGAGCUGUCGCGCCUGCGCGUCCGGCUGGAGCAGAUGGGGCCCCCGAGAGAACCCGAGGGCAGCGUCCGGCUCGAGGUCCCCGGCGCCUGCGAGGGCCCCCAGGAGGCCGCGGGGGGCACCGGCUCCUUCUGCUUCCACUGCCCGGCCUGCUGGGAGGAGGAGCUGAGCAUCCACCUGAAGGACGACCCCCAGCCGCCCCUGAAGGUGCCCCUGCAGGCCCUGCCCCCCGGCCAGCCGGUGCGGCUCGCCUUCCCCGCAUCCCAGGAGCCCUGGAUGCGGGUGGAGCUGAAGAAGGAAGAAGGGGCGGGCGAGCUGGCGGUGCGGCUGGGCUGCGGGCUGUGCGCAGAGGAGCGCGCCUUCCUGAGCAGGAGGCGGCGGGUGGCGGCCGCGGCCCUGAAGCAGGCCCUGCAGCUGGACAGAGACCUGCGAGAGGACGAGGUCCCCGUGGUGGCUGUCAUGGCUACCGGCGGUGGGAUCCGGGCAAUGACUGCCUUAUACGGGCAGCUGGCGGGCCUGCAGGAGCUGGGCCUGUUAGACUGCGUCACCUACAUCACGGGGGCCUCGGGCUCCACCUGGGCUCUGGCCAACCUGUACGCGGACCCGGAGUGGUCCCAGAAGGACCUGGCCGGGCCCACCGCGGCGCUGAAGGCCCAGGUGACCAAGAGCAAGCUGGGCGCGCUGGCUCCCCGCCAGCUGCAGCGGUACCGGCAGGAGCUGGCGGAGCGCGCGCGCCUGGGCCACCCGCCCUGCUUCACCAACCUGUGGGCCCUCGUCAACGAGGCCCUGCUGCACGAUGAGCCCCAAGACCACAAGCUCUCAGAUCAACAGGAGGCCUUGAGCCGCGGCCAGAACCCGCUGCCCAUCUACUGUGCGCUCAACACCAAGGCGCGGAGCCUGACGACCUUUGAGUUCGGGGAGUGGUGCGAGUUCUCCCCCUACGAGGUGGGCUUGCCCAAGUAUGGGGCCUUCAUCCCCUCCCAGCUCUUCGGCUCCGAGUUCUACAUGGGGCGGCUGGUGAAGCAGCUCCCCGAGUCCCGCAUCUGCUUCCUGGAAGGGAUCUGGAGCAACCUGUACGCGGCCAGCCUCCAGGACAGCCUGUACUGGGCCUCGGAGCCCGGCCAGUUCUGGGAGCGCUGGGCCCAGGACCGAGCCAGCCUGGACAAAGAGGAGGUACCCCAGCUGAAGAUGGAGGAGCCACCCACGACGGCCGGCAGGAUCGCGGGGCUUUUCACUGACCUCCUGACCAAGCGCCCCCUCGCUCAGGCCACCCACAACUUCCUGCGUGGGCUCCAUUUCCACCAGGACUACUUCCAGCACCCGCACUUCUCUGCCUGGAAAGCUACCAAGCUGGAUGGACUCCCCAACCAGCUGACCCCCACGGAGCCCCACCUGUGCCUGCUGGACGUGGGCUACCUCAUCAACACCAGCUGCCCGCCCCUGCUGCGGCCCACGCGGGAGGUGGACCUCAUCCUGUCGGUGGACUACAACCUGCAGGGAGCCUUUCAGCAGCUGCAGCUCCUGGACAAGUUCUGCCAGGAGCAGGGCAUCCCGUUCCCCCCCAUCUCCCCCACGGCGGAGGAGCAGCGGCAGCCCCGCGAGUGCCACGCCUUCCACGACCCCGCGCGGCCCGAGGCCCCCGCGCUGCUGCACUUCCCGCUGGUCAACGCCUCCUUCCGCGAGUUCUCGGCCCCCGGAGUGCCGCGGACGCCCGAGGAGCAGGCGGCCGGGGAGGUGAACCUGUCUCCCGCCGACUCCCCGUACCACUACAGCCGCGUGACCUACAGCGCCGCCGACGCCGACAAGCUGCUGCGCCUGGCGCGCUACAACGUGCUCUGCAGCCGCGCCGCGCUGCUCCACGCGCUGCGCCAGGCCGUGCGGCGGCGCCGCCGGCCCCGGUGACCCCCACGCCC
Perognathus longimembris pacificus (Pacific pocket mouse) is the source of this 3081-nucleotide messenger RNA. It is a transcript of the gene Pla2g4b, whose product is annotated as phospholipase A2 group IVB. Gene Ontology annotation, biological process: glycerophospholipid catabolic process. The record is from RefSeq and is a predicted model, not a curated record. Gene Ontology annotation, cellular component: cytosol. Lineage: Eukaryota; Metazoa; Chordata; Mammalia; Rodentia; Heteromyidae. Gene Ontology annotation, molecular function: calcium ion binding; calcium-dependent phospholipid binding.